CCACAAGUGUGGGCUGGUCAUCGGCCGAGGGGGUGAGAACGUCAAGGCCAUCAACCAGCAGACGGGGGCGUUCGUGGAGAUCUCGCGGCAGCUGCCCCCCAACGGGGACCCCAACUUCAAACUCUUCGUCAUCCGCGGCACCCCCCAGCAGAUCGACCACGCCAAGCAGCUCAUCGAGGAGAAAAUCGAG
Molecule: messenger RNA, 190 nt
Organism: Zonotrichia albicollis (white-throated sparrow)
Lineage: Eukaryota; Metazoa; Chordata; Aves; Passeriformes; Passerellidae
Source: RefSeq, a predicted model, not a curated record